Messenger RNA from Galendromus occidentalis (western predatory mite), 1882 nucleotides. RefSeq names its product mesoderm induction early response protein 1. Gene Ontology annotation, molecular function: transcription corepressor activity; histone deacetylase binding. The coding region runs from base 20 to 1351 and encodes 443 amino acids. NCBI's taxonomy places the organism in Eukaryota, Metazoa, Arthropoda, Arachnida, Mesostigmata, Phytoseiidae. Gene Ontology annotation, cellular component: nucleoplasm. Gene Ontology annotation, biological process: negative regulation of transcription by RNA polymerase II. The record is from RefSeq and is a predicted model, not a curated record. The transcript is spliced from 8 exons.
CAACAAACACAGCACCAGAAUGGCGGAGGAGCAAGCUGUUCAACCCAAUCCGAGUGAAACCAGUAAUGGGAAUGACAGCGAUCAGGACUUCGAGCCGACGGCGGAAAUGAUGGUCGAUGACUUCGACGAUGAAAGAACCAUGGCCGAAGAAGAAGAACUCGAAGGGGGUGACGAGGAAGAGGACGACGAACUCGAACUCCUCAAGAACGAGCAAGAUAUGCCCAUCGACAAACUGAAGGAAAUGUUCGGUUACGGUGGCGAUCAUCAACCCGCCCCGAUUGCUCUGGGCAGCAGGCGGUCUACAUCAGACGAUGAGACAGACGACGAACCGAGCAUGAAUUCCAAAGGCGACGAUCCGAAAGAUCUCGAAGACGGUGCGGAUACGAAGGACGGCAAAGAAAAAGACCCUAAGGAUAAGAAAGAGUCCACCCAUAAAUUUCUGACGAGAUCCUCUCGCACCGCGCAGCUACUCAGGGGUGGCUCUCAAGAUUCCACCGAUGACGAGGAUGAGGAUGAGUUCAACGAUAGGGAUGACAGAAGAUGGAAGAAAACCAUACAGGUUGGCUCCAGUUUCCAAGCUGAUAUUCCCGAGUCUUUCGCCAAAUACGAUGAUGUAUCUCCAUAUGAGAACGAGGACAUCCUCCAAUGGGAGCCGGAGCACAUGGAUGAUCAAACCGUUGUGGACUAUUACGACAAAUGGCAAGCGGCCGCGAACAAAGAGCUCAAUGGCGACGCAGAACCUCUACCGAUGGGAAACCACGUGCGAGAUGACGAACGCGCUCUCUGGCUGCUGCAGCAGAGCGGUUUCAGCGUGGAAGAAGCUCUACGGAGACAAAAACUCGGAGGUCCUCCGGGGGGUGCCGGAAGCUUUGUGAAUGGCGAUUGCGAUAUGACGCCUUGGAGCGAAGAAGAGUGCCGGAAUUUCGAAGCUGGUCUCCGGCUUUUCGGGAAAGACUUCUUCACGAUCAAGACUAGCAGGUUGACGAGUAGAUCUGUCAAGGAACUUGUGAAUUUCUACUACUUGUGGAAGAAAACUGAGAGACACGACGUGUUUACGUCUAGAACCCGUCUGGAAAAGAAGAAAUACGCUCUUCAUCCUGGCACGACAGACUACAUGGACAAGUUCCUAGACGAACAGGAAGCCCUUAUCUCGAGAUCGUCAUCGCCGGGCGAGGGAACCAAAAGCACCACCACCAGCGGGAAAAUAGAAUCCACCGGCGGCAGCUCAGUUUCCGGAACACCGAGCAGCGCGGCUGGGAACAGCAGCAGCAACAACAACAACAACACGAUCCAGACGUCGGGAGCGUCGAUUCCUUCUCCGCAAGCGAUCCCCACCCAACCUGUAACCUAAGUACUCAAGCUCGAUUGUUACACGUGUUUCUCGAAUAUGAUGAUGUGCAGAAAAUAUGGCCUAUACGAAUUCGGGGCGCUACCAAGCUCCCUCACGGUCGGCACUCGGGGAUCAUUUGGUUGCCGAACUCGGAGGAAACUCGAUGUCGACGGAUCAUCACAACUCAAAUUCCGGAGCUGGACGAGUUCCGAGCUCUUUGGACGUGACCCCCUGAUGAUCGAGGGGACGGAAACUCAAUUUGGUUCGCUGCCUGAUUCCCGCCAUCAGAGCUCCCGCCCCCUGACCAGUCGAUCGAUCGUCUCUUCAAUUCGGCGACGACACCGUUCGGCCGGGAAGGAAAUCGGGGGGAGAAGCCGUAGAACAAAACCGGCGUGAGGUCAUAUUCUCGUUUGAAGUUUUUGACUGAGAGCAAUUGAAAUCAGUGGUAAUUCAUUAAGAAGACCUUGUGGAAGAAGAUUUGUACUAUAUUAUGUGUUAUACGGUAAUGGUAACGAGCAUCACCACCGCCACCAACAGCAGGGACAGCAGGUA